AUGUCAUCAACAGCUUCCUUGUUUCAUCGCCCUGAAUUGUUUGGCCUUAAUCAACCCGUUGCUCCUAGCGUUGUGCAUGGAAAAUGGUUCACUUCGAAUAGCAAGAAAUUCUUUUCCGUUGAGAAUCCAUCAGACACCCAAGAAGUCGGUAAAGUAACCGAUAUGACUGUGGAUGAGACCAAAAAAGCUAUAGAGGCCGCUUCGGACGCUUUCAAAUCCUAUAAAAACUUAACCCAUGUACAGCGAAGCGAACUAUUAAGUCGCUGGGCUACCCUGAUAGAGGAAAACAAAGAAGAUUUGGUAAAGAUGCUCACUAUGGAAAAUGGUAAACCUCUUUCGCACUCUGAUAUGGAGGUUUCUGCUUCAAUUGGCUAUAUCAAAUGGUAUGCAGGAGAAGCUGUUCGUGUUUUUGGUGAUGUCGCACCUUCCAGCUUGCAAAUGAACAACUUUAUCUUGUCCGUAAAGCAACCCGUCGGCAUUUCCGGUUUAAUAACACCAUGGAAUUUCCCUAGUGCUAUGGUUACUCGAAAGGGAGGUGCUGCAUUGGCUGCUGGUUGUACUAUCGUUAUCAUGCCUUCGGCUAGUACUCCUUAUUCUUGCCUUGGCCUUGUCAAACUUGCACAGGAAGCUGGUUUCCCUGAAGGUGUUAUCAAUGUUGUCACUACUUCCAAUGUUAGUGAACAUGGCAAAGAGCUAACUACCAAUCCUUUGAUCCGUAAAAUCUCUUUCACAGGAAGUACAAAUGUCGGAAAAAUCCUUAUGAGCCAAAGUGCUAGUACGGUGAAAAAGAUUUCAAUGGAACUGGGUGGAAACGCCCCUUUCAUUGUUUUUCCCGACUUCCCUGUUGAUCAAGCCGUGCAAUCACUCUGCAAUAUCAAAUUCUUCAGUGCUGGUGAAGUUUGCGUCUGCCCUAACCGUGUCUACGUUCACAAGGACAUAUAUGAAGAAUUCAGUAAACAGCUUCUAGAGAAAGUCAAAAGCAUAAAGGUCGGUGACGGACUUGAUCCUUCUACCGGUUUAGGUCCUUUGAUUUCCAAGCAAGGAUGUGAUAAAAUGGCAAGCCAUAUUGAGGAUUCUGUCUCAAAGGGUGCCAAGUUAUUAGCAGGCGGCAAGCCUAUUACCGACAAAGGUGGAUACUUUUUUGAACCCACUGUUCUUACAAACUUGAACCAAGAUAUGAUCGUCGCCUGCGAAGAAACCUUUGGUCCAUUGAUUUCCCUGUUCCAAUUCGACAAUGUUGAUCAAGUUUUAGAGUGGGCUAAUGACACCGAAGUUGGCUUGGCUGCUUAUGUUUUUUCAAAGGACGUCACUACCUUAGUCCAUGUGGCUAAAGAGCUCGAAGUUGGUCUCGUUGGUGCAAACAUUGAAUUGGUAGACGAGCCUUUCAUGUCUUUUGGUGGUAUCAAACAGAGCGGUUUCGGAAAAGAAGCCGGUCGUCAUGGUGUUGAAGAGUUCAUGAUCAUCAAAGAAAUAAACCUUAAGACUCAAUGA
Molecule: messenger RNA, 1491 nt
Organism: Schizosaccharomyces osmophilus
Lineage: Eukaryota; Fungi; Ascomycota; Schizosaccharomycetes; Schizosaccharomycetales; Schizosaccharomycetaceae
Product: succinate-semialdehyde dehydrogenase
Exons: 1
Coding region: 1-1491 (496 amino acids)
Biological process (GO): GABA catabolic process
Molecular function (GO): succinate-semialdehyde dehydrogenase (NAD+) activity
Source: RefSeq, a predicted model, not a curated record